Messenger RNA from Aspergillus pseudonomiae, 930 nucleotides. Its product is annotated as uroporphyrinogen-III synthase HEM4. Gene Ontology annotation, biological process: uroporphyrinogen III biosynthetic process. The transcript has 2 exons. Bases 1 to 930 code for a protein of 309 amino acids. The record is from RefSeq and is a predicted model, not a curated record. NCBI's taxonomy places the organism in Eukaryota, Fungi, Ascomycota, Eurotiomycetes, Eurotiales, Aspergillaceae. Gene Ontology annotation, molecular function: uroporphyrinogen-III synthase activity.
AUGCCACCUCAAUUCACCUUCAACACCUCCUCAACCCCCAUCCUGCUACUCAAAACCAAAUCCUCCCCGACAGACAGCUACGAAGAAUACUUCUCCGCACACAACUACACCCCCACCUUCAUCCCAGUCCUCGAACACAACUUCCACACCCCAAACCUAACCACCGUGAAACAGCUCUUCCAAUCCGGAGCCCUAAAACCCGGCCCGGGCCGCAAAUACGGCGGCCUGAUAUUCACAAGCCAAAGGGCGGUUGAAGGAUUCGCAACAAUCCUCAGCGAUAUCGAUGAAUCAACCAAACACACCUCCUCCCAAUCCCUGAUCCUUUACACCGUUGGCCCCGCUACCUCCCGAUCCCUAGCCUCCAUCCGAGAACACCACCUCCCCCACUCGACUAUCCUCGGCUCGGAGACGGGGAACGGUGAGAACCUCGCGCACUUCAUCCUCGACCAUUACAACUCGUUGUAUGACUCGCAAGCUGGCCCGAAGCCGCCGCUGUUGUUCCUGGUCGGGGAGCAGCGGCGGGAUAUCAUUCCUAAGACAUUGAUGGCGGGAUCGCUGUUGCCGGAGCAGCGGAUUGGGGUUGAUGAGCUGGUGGUCUACGAGACGGGUGUUAUGGAGGGGUUUGAGGAGAGUUUUGCGGGGGCGGUUCGUGCUUCGGAGGAGUUCUUGGGGGGUGGGGGGGAGAGGGCGGUUUGGGUGGUUGUGUUUUCGCCGACGGGGUGUGAUGCUAUGGUGCGGGUGUUGAAGGGGCUUGGGGAUGGGGAGAGGAGGGUGUUUGUUGCUACGAUUGGGCCUACGACGAGGGAUCAUUUGAAGAAUAAGUAUGGGUAUGAGGCGGAUGUGUGUGCCGAGACACCGAGUCAGGAGGGAGUAGGCAUGGGCAUUGAGGAAUUCAUGAAGAUGUGGAGGAAGAAUAGGGCAGGGCAAUAG